This is a messenger RNA of Girardinichthys multiradiatus, 3244 nucleotides long. RefSeq names its product component of oligomeric golgi complex 7 (gene cog7). The record is from RefSeq and is a predicted model, not a curated record. The coding region runs from base 334 to 2643 and encodes 769 amino acids. The transcript is spliced from 17 exons. Gene Ontology annotation, cellular component: COG complex. NCBI's taxonomy places the organism in Eukaryota, Metazoa, Chordata, Actinopteri, Cyprinodontiformes, Goodeidae. Gene Ontology annotation, biological process: intracellular protein transport; retrograde vesicle-mediated transport, Golgi to endoplasmic reticulum; Golgi organization.
AAUAGUGAGCACAAGAGGAAGUUGUUGUCAGUUUAGGAGCUCGGUUAGCAUUUGUAGCAUUAGCCAUUUUGGGAAUAUGUGUUUAUUUUUGCAGCUUUUAGGUCAGUAAACGUUGAAGAAUAACUCUGGAGGAGGCCGUCGCAUUGUUAGAGCUGUAUCUGGUUGUAAUGAUCAUUUCGUUUUCCUGGGCUAUCUAUUUUAUAUUCGUGUCGAAGCCUUUGGUUGGCAAGACUUAGCUAGCCGGAAGGUUAGCAGGAUGGCUCGAUGACAGAGAGGGAAGCAAAAGAGUUUGGCUAAACAGCAGGGAGGUCCCUGUGCUCUGAAAGCAGGGAAAUGGAUUUCUCCAAGUUCCUGGAUGAUGAUUUUGAUGUGAAGGACUGGGUGAACGGCGCCUUCAGGAUGGUGCAGAAGGAGGCUCCUGGAAAGGCGGACACUCAUGCAGGAACACUGGUCAUGAAGCUGCAGCUCUUCAUCCAGGAGGUCAACAAUGCUAUCGAGGAGACCAGUAAUCAGGCCCUGCAAAAUAUGCCCAGAGUUCUGCGAGAUGUGGAAGCUUUGAAGCAGGAGGCCUCCUUUCUGAAGGAGCAGAUGGUCCUGGUGAAGGAGGACAUAAAGAAGUUCGAACAAGAGACUGUUCAAUCCAUGCAGGUCCUGGUGGAAAUAGAUCAGGUGAAGAGCCGAAUGCAGCUGGCCGCUGAGGCCCUGCAGGAGGCAGACAAAUGGAGCACACUGAGUGCAGACAUCGAGGAGAUCUUUAAAACUCAGGACCUUGAAGUUAUUUCUUCCAAGCUGACCAGUAUGCAGAACAGCCUGUUCAUGCUGGUGGACACACCAGAUUAUUCUGAGAAGUGUGUUCACCUCGAGGCGCUGAAAAACAGACUGGAGGCCAUGGCCAGUCCACAGAUAGUAGCAACUUUUAACUCCAUGUCAACAGACCAGGCCAAGCUGUUCGUUAAAGUCUUCACAGAGAUUGAUAGAAUGCCCCAGCUUCUGGCGUACUACUAUAAGUGUCAUAAGGGCCAGUUGGUGGGCAUCUGGCAGGAUCUCUCCCAGAGCGAGCUCAGUCUAAACCAGCAGCUGUCUGAAUUCUACGAUACUUUACUCUCCACUUGGCAUGCACAGGUCCAGUGGAGCAGCCAGGUGUUUAAGAACCCAUACGAAAUAGUGACGGUUCUGCUGAUCCAGACACUGGGGGCCAUGGUGCCGUCCAUCCCUGUGUGCCUGAGCACAGCCAUGGAGCGGGCAUCCCAAGAACAGAGUCUGGACACUCUACUGGAACUCCACCAAACCACAUCCACCUUUGGGCACAGCCUGGAGGCUGCUAUGCUCCCACACCUUGGCGAGAAUAACCAGCUGAAGGUAAAUGAGCUGGUCUGUGCGCUUUAUGAUCCCUACAAAUCUUACCAACUACAGUACGGAGAGCUGGAAGAAGAUUACCUCCUCAUUCAGAUCAGUGCCGUUCCUUUGGAACAUGGGGAGGUAAUUGAUUGUGUAGAGGAACUGAGCUGCUCUGUAGGCAAGUUGUUCAGCCUGGCGAAUGCUGCCGUGGAGCGCUGUGUCAGACUGACUGAUGGCCUUGCAGUGUGUGGCCUCCUCAGAGCUCUCAAAGCCCUCUUCACCAAGUAUGUGUCCGACUUCUCUACAACACUCCAGUCAAUCAGAAAGAAGUGCAAACUUGAGGAAACACCAAGUUCUUCUGUUUUCCAGGAGGACUGGACAGCCUUCCAGAACUCCGUCCGGAUCAUUGCCACAUGUGGAGAAUCACUGCGACAGUGCGGGGUUUUUGAGCAGCAGCUGUCAAACAAGAUCCUGAGCACAGCAGGUAAAUACUUAUCGGAGUCUUACAGCCCACGCAGCCUGGCCGGCAUCCAGGAGGCCAGCUCUGCAGACAGGAAAAACACCACAAAAAACCCUUGGCAGGAAUACAACUACCUUCAGAGGGGAAACGUAGCUGAAUACAACAACCUGAUGGAGAUCCUGUUCUCAUUAAAGGAAAAGGGCACAGGUAACUCCAGCCUGUUAGCUGAACCCAGAACAGCUCUGACCAGACUCAAUCAGCAGGCUAACCAGCUGGCCUUCGACUCCGUCUUCCUGCAGAUCAAACACCAGCUCUGCCUCGUCUCCAAGAUGGAGAGUCAGGACAUCUCUGGUAUUGGAGAAAGCUUCACUGAAGACCUGCCUACGUUCAGCUUGUCACCACAGGAAUACAUCACUAAUAUCGGACAAUACCUGAUGUCUCUGCCGCUUCACCUCGAGCCUUUUGUGACACAGGAGGACCCUGCACUGGAGAUGGCCUUACAUGCUGGGAAGCUGCCUUUCCCUCCGGAGCAAGGCGACGACCUUCCUGAGUUGGACAACACAGCAGACUACUGGCUGGGCUCCAUCGCUAGAGCAACCAUGCAGACCUACUGCGAUGCCAUUAUGCUCAUCCCUAAACUCUCCCCUCAUUCCACCAAACAGUUGGCCACAGAUAUUGAUUAUCUGAGCAAUGUUAUGGAUGCUCUGGGCCUGCAGCCAUCCCGCUCCCUGCAGCACAUCGUCGCGCUGCUGAGAGCUAAACCUGAAGACUACAGACAGACGGCCAAACUGCUGCCUCGGCGCCUCUCCUCCACCCUCGCUGCUCUCCGGUCCAUCAACUACUAACUGCAGUUGCAGUUGAGAGCUUAAUGCAUUGUGAACAAACUACAGAAAGAGAUGUGAAUAACAGCGGUUUUACAUGUUACGGUUCUUUGAUUCUCAGUUUUGUGAUGAUUCUCUUUGGGAGGUUUUUGUUCAGAUGAGAACAGAAGAAACUGAACUCAUGGGGGUUCUUUACAUUUUUUCCUUCUAACUUAAUUAAGCCAAGUUUUACUUCAAUAUUUUGUUGCAGGUUAUGAUGCCUUCAGUUUAAGCCAAAAGAUAAAUGCACCGUAUCUUGUAUUUAUCUUGACUUUUUCCCAUUUGUUGCAUUAUUAGAAAAGGGUGGGCUGAUGAGACCACAUGAAUUCUCACUGAUCCAUAAAUCUGAUUAACUCUUUAAUGCUGAUAUAAUUAAUCUGGACUAUUAAACUAUUCAGAGGUGGUAUUGCUUGUAUAUUGAUUGAUUGUUAUUGAUUGAGUCUCAUAUUCUUCCCAGUUAGAGAGAAAUUAGUCAGAGUUCAUAUUUCUGUUUUCUUUGGGUUCACUGAUAUGAUUGUCUCCAUAUUGGACAGCUAGAGUUUUUUUGUAUUGUGAAAAUCUGCUUUAUAAAAAUCUGAUUACGCUA